AAAUGUAUAAACAAAACCUUCAAACUUGUGACCGGUACGUUCCUUCGGAUGGCGUAGACUUAAUAAAAGCAAAACAAUGAAAUUUAACACCUUAAAUGCUGAUAUUGUGGCCGCACUAAGUGCUGCCUUAGCUGUUCGUUGUAUUGUAUCUUUGUAUUCGUAUUCUGGAGCUGGAAAGCAACCAAUGUUUGGUGAUUACGAAGCACAAAGGCAUUGGCAAGAAGUCACCGUAAACCUUAAGCCAAAGGAUUGGUACAAGAACACAACCCAAAAUGAUUUAUUAUAUUGGGGGCUAGAUUAUCCGCCCGUGACAGCUUAUCAUAGUCAUCUCUUGGGUAUUGUAGCGGGAAAUCUCAACCAAAGCUAUGUCGAGUUGAACAAAUCAAGGGGCAUAGAGUCUAAUGCACACAAGAAUUUUAUGCGAUUGACGGUAUUAUUUUCUGACAUUGCAUUAUAUCUGCCAGCUAUUUUGCUGCUUUGUUUAGUGCUCACAAAUCAGGAAGUAAAAAAAUCUCUGCUUGUAUACUUGCUUCCUAUGAUUUUUUAUCCCGGACAAAUUCUUAUUGAUAACGGACACUUCCAAUACAAUAACAUGUCGCUUGGCUUAUGUUUGCUAGCUAUAGCUGCCAUUUGUAAAGAACGGUUUUAUUUGGGAUCUUUCUUAUACACGUUAGCUUUGAACUAUAAACAAAUGGAGCUUUAUCAUGCGUUGCCAUUUUUCAUUUUCCUACUGCGAACGUGCUUUGAUCAAAAAAGAUUCUCGCAGAAGUUCACAACCUUAACGUUUAUAGCAAGCACAGUUCUAAUUACUUUCGCUGUGCUGUGGUUACCUUGGCUAGGUGAUUUGAAAUCAAUACUAGAAGUGGUGGCACGUUUAUUUCCCAUUGGGCGUGGAGUGUUCGAAGAUAAAGUAGCAAACUUUUGGUGUGCUCUCAAUGUGGUUUAUAAAAUCAAAAACAAAUUGGUAAAUCAACAAAUGGCCUUAUUGUGCUUAGGGGUCACUGCAGCUUUUAUACUUCCCAUCAACAUGCACCUUUUUUUCAACAAAAGUAAAGAGACAUUCAUAUUAAGUUUGGUGAGCACCGCUAUGGCUUUUUACUUGUUUUCCUUUCAGGUCCAUGAAAAAUCUAUUCUUCUUGUCGCUGCGCCCGCAUUGUGUUUAUUCAACGCCUACCCUUUGGAAACUCUGUGGUUUUUGGAAGCUACCGUGUUUAGCAUGUUUCCACUGCUUGUGAAAGAUGGUUUGGGAGUACCAUUUUUUUCGCUACUGUUUAUUUAUCAUAUCUGCAUUAAAAAUAUACUUCUAAAGCAGCUUAAUUUUCCACAAUUUAAAGAUAGUUUCCUAUCUGUUCUCUCGUCUAUCUCUUUAUUUUCAAUGUUUAUAAUUGCUCUGUUAUCCUUAUUUGUACCUGCGCCCACAAGAUAUCCAUUUAUUUGGCCUUUAAUAAUUUGUCUUUACAGUUUCUUACAUUUCUUCUUAUAUUUCGUAUUCUGUAUAUCCCGGCAGAUUUGGAAUGAUCAUAAAGGGAAAUCUAAAGUUUUAUGAUAAGAAUGAAUUUAUGUAAAAAUAAGAAUAUUAGUUCUGAAUUAACUAUAAUAAAAGUGAAAGCAAAAAUCAUAGCGCACAGUGACUAUAAA
Messenger RNA from Anastrepha obliqua, 1638 nucleotides. It is a transcript of the gene gny, whose product is annotated as probable dolichyl pyrophosphate Man9GlcNAc2 alpha-1,3-glucosyltransferase. The record is from RefSeq and is a predicted model, not a curated record. Gene Ontology annotation, molecular function: dolichyl pyrophosphate Man9GlcNAc2 alpha-1,3-glucosyltransferase activity. Lineage: Eukaryota; Metazoa; Arthropoda; Insecta; Diptera; Tephritidae. Gene Ontology annotation, biological process: protein N-linked glycosylation. The coding region runs from base 77 to 1546 and encodes 489 amino acids. Gene Ontology annotation, cellular component: endoplasmic reticulum membrane. The transcript has 4 exons.